This is a messenger RNA of Ambispora gerdemannii, 1014 nucleotides long. The record is from the annotation of a GenBank genome assembly. Lineage: Eukaryota; Fungi; Glomeromycota; Glomeromycetes; Archaeosporales; Ambisporaceae.
AUGUCGAACCAAAAUGAAUGUGUAAAUAAUUACGAAGCCUUAGUUUCAUACCCAAACCAUAACGAGGCCUUGACUUUGUUAAAAAGGAUUGCCUCCUCUGUUAAGCCAAUAAUGAAAAAGUAUGGGUGGCGUGUCGAAGUUUUGAAUGAGUUUUUUCCUGAAGAUCCAAAGUUACUUGGCCUAAAUGAAGAUUACGGCGCGAAGAUAUUUAUUCGACUACGGGUAGCACAUGAUGAUAGAAGAUUUUACGAAUUUGAUGAUUUAAUUGGGACCAUGUUGCACGAAUUGACGCAUAUUGUUCGCGGACCACACGACGCUGAAUUUUAUAAAAUACUAGAUAAUUUGAACAACGAGUACGAUGAACUGAUCAUGAAAAGUUACACUGGUGAAGGUUUCUUUAGCAUGGGUCGUCAAUUGGGAGGAGUUUUAGUUCAUGCCCCGAAUGUGCCAAUAGAAGUAGCGCGAAAAAGAACUCUGGAGGCAUGUGAAAACAGGCGAUUAAAGGAUCAAGUGAUGAUGAAAGGAGGUCAAAAGUUAGGCGGGGGUAAUCUUUGGAGUGGAUUGUCAUUGUGUGAGAAAGCUGCACUAGCUGCCGAAAGAAGAUUGAGGGAUAAUAUUUGGUGUGGGUAUGAGGGAAAUCAUGGUGAAGGGAGGAGUAGUGGAUCACGUAAAAACAAUAAAACACCUACUAUUACUUCUGCUCGAUCACCCGCUUCACCAUCAUUAUCAGACUCAACAGAAUGGACAUGUAUUUCUUGUACAUUGGUGAACAAACCUUUCGCCCUUCAAUGUGAAGUUUGUGAUGUCAAACGUCCCACAGAUGUCCCAAUUUCUGGCCUGGACGCUCAAAACAUAUCAUCAGUCGCUAAUACGAAUCAAAAUGUAGUAGCAAUAGAUAGACACUUUGAAAUACAUAAGUCUACUUGGGCCUGUAAACGAUGUACUUUUGAAAAUGCCCGUGAUGUGAUUAUGUGUUUGGGGUGUGAUUAUCUGUUGGAAGAUAAGAUAUCGUGA